AUGUCUUCAACGCUCUUUUUCCUCCUCGGCCUCACCGCUCUCAUCCCGCAGGCCCUCGCUAUCAGCAUACCCGCAAAUCCUGCGGUGGGCUUGACAAACAUCAUCAGCGUCGACACCCCUGCCAUCAUUCUCACCGGCCCCUUCGGCACCUUCAUCCGCUCCCCCGCCGACGCCCUCGACUGCCUCGCCGCCGCCCAAACCGCCAUCGCCGCCACCAUCGCCGCCGUCGGCGACCUCCCCAUCCCCCACCCCGACUGGCACUUCUCGAGCCACAACGUCCAGCUCAUCGCCUCCGCCCCCUUCCCCACCCUCGGCACCUACGGCCAACUCUCGUCCGCCCUGCGGGGCCUGCUCUACCUGAUCACGCGGGCCGGGGGCCCGGGCGCGAGGCAGCUCGGUUGGGUCCUGAGCGACGGCGCGCAGGGGCUCGGCAUCGUGAUGAGAGGGUCGAUGGCGCCGCGGACGAUUACGAUUGUUGGGGCGGCGCCGGCGGGUCCGACGGCGGGGGGCGCGAUGGGUGGGGGCACCGUGGCGAGUGGGGCCGCGAUGGCGACGGCGACGGCGACGCAGAGUGUGAGUAUUGUGGGGGUUAAGGAGCUGGAUGGUCGUUGA
This is a messenger RNA of Letharia lupina, 612 nucleotides long. RefSeq lists its product as uncharacterized. Bases 1 to 612 code for a protein of 203 amino acids. Lineage: Eukaryota; Fungi; Ascomycota; Lecanoromycetes; Lecanorales; Parmeliaceae. The record is from RefSeq and is a predicted model, not a curated record. The transcript has 2 exons.